CCGCAAUGAAUAACACAUUCAUUUGAAUAACACACCUUGCCAAUUAAAUACUGAACUGUUUAUAAUUGAAUAUAAUAUCUAAAAGAAAAUUAUGAUACAUGAAAGCAAAAGGGCCUACAGUUAUGGGCAUGGAUGCCGUAUCGCAGGUGUUGUCAUGGUUGGUGUAUCCAUGGGAAUGGCAAUAAGAAGUGUUUCACAACAAAGCUGGGCCAGAAUUUCUUCAUCCAACUCAACCCACCAAUUGGACACGAGAAUAGGAUUAUUUCAAAUGUGCAACACAGUGAAUGAAACGGACAGAGAAUGUAAAAGUACACUUGACAUGAAUUUACCUCACGCACAUACGGCUGCCAUGGCUAUGAACAUGUGUGGAACAAUCCUUAUGGCCCUUACACUAAUCUUGAACGGUCCAAUUUUCUGUUGCGUUUAUGGGACUAAGAACCCCAGAGUUGCUCGAUACACUACAUUUGCUUUGGCAGCGAUGGCUCUGUUAGCAGGUGUGUUUAUGAUGCUUGGAUUCAGCCUCUUCGGAGCCUUCUUUGAAACCUGGAUUUACACCAACCAAAUACAUGUAACUGAUGCUACAUUCCUUGAUGAAAGUUUCUACCUGAUGACAGUGGCAGCCUUGAUAGGCUUUAUUGGUGCUCUAUGCAUGCGAAUAUCUGCACAAAGUCUGGAGGGGGAAAACACAUGUCCAAUUACAGCCACACCUGCAAAUUAUGCCAACCCCCCACAAGCUAUGACCACAUUUGGAGCGCCACCAGUAACAGGGUACUCUACACAAUCGAUGACAUACCCUACACAAACAACAGGGCAUCCCGGACAACCAACAGCAUACUCUGUACCAGUAACACAAUACCCUGGUCAAUCUAAUCAAGCAUAUAGCAAAUAGCCCAAAUAGAAAUAGAACCAUUAAUAAGUUCUGCCUGAUGUUGACAGUGAAGAAAAAUAUAAAUUGGUGUCAGGCUGAAUUUUGAAUUGUUGUAACAAGAAAAUAUCCUGUUAAACAAAAUUAUUGCCAACAUUUUUCAAUUCAAGUGAUUUUCAUGUCAUAAAUAAUGGCAAAUCUCUUGGAUGUUUUUGAAAAUGUGAUAUGGUAUGCUUGAGUAUUAAGGUUGCAAUGAAAUUGUAUUAUUAUUCGCCAAUUUAAUAUGUUCCCCAAAAUAUGUAUGAUUACAGUGACUACAUUUAAUACACAAGGCAUUAACGUGCAAA
Owenia fusiformis is the source of this 1212-nucleotide messenger RNA. NCBI's taxonomy places the organism in Eukaryota, Metazoa, Annelida, Polychaeta, Sabellida, Oweniidae. The record is from the annotation of a GenBank genome assembly.